UUGCUCAUGUUAGCAAAACAGGUCAACAAGAGGACGGUGUCAGCUCACUGAAGAUGAAUAUAACUAAAGUGAAUUCAUUUUCUUAUGAAGAAUUCAUUGAAGUGUUUGGAAAUGUUAUAGAGAAAUGUCCUAUCAUUUGUGCCGCUGUUUGGUCCCAGCAACCUUUUUCCAAUCCAUUUGACCUGGAAGUUGCUAUACAAGAAUUCAUUGAUAACCUUCCUACUUCAGGAAAAGAAGGCAUUUUGAGGUGUCACCCGGAUCUGGCAGGAGGAGAAGCUUUGAGAUGUCAACUGACAACUGAGUCCCAAAAAGAGCAGAGUGGGGCAGGUCUAACUUUAUUAGACGGCACGGAAAAAUUCAGGAUAGACCAGCUGAACACACAAUACAAGGAAAAGUUUGGCUUUCCGUUCGUUAUUUGCGCCAGAAUGAGCGACAAAAACAAGAUUUUUCAGCAACUGAACGAAAGGCUUUUAAAUGACCCGAUGGCCGAGCUGCGCACUGGCAUUGAAGAAGUUAAAAAGAUCUGUCACCUAAGGCUCCACGACAUCUUCAGUGGAUCUCCUGUGACCAAGCCAUGAUGCACCAAUAUAAAGGUUUUCAUUUGGAGAAAAUAAUCUUUUGAAGGAGCUGCUACUUUACUGCAUAAUAUAAAAUCAUAAUCGAUAUAAGACAAAAGUUAUAAACUGGAAUUUCAUCACAUUGAUUUUAACUACAUUCUAAAUUAAAAAAAAAUGGGAACAAAAAUGUGUUUUGUUUAGUCAACUUAUUUGUAAUCAAUAAGCAGUAUAAUUUAAGAGCACGCGUAUAUCUUUAAUACCAUUUGUUUCCUUUGAAUGCAUGGUUUGUUACAAAUACAGUUUUUCUUGC
Messenger RNA from Erpetoichthys calabaricus (reedfish), 867 nucleotides. RefSeq names its product ureidoimidazoline (2-oxo-4-hydroxy-4-carboxy-5-) decarboxylase (gene urad). The transcript has 2 exons. Gene Ontology annotation, biological process: allantoin metabolic process. Bases 54 to 578 code for a protein of 174 amino acids. Gene Ontology annotation, molecular function: carboxy-lyase activity. NCBI's taxonomy places the organism in Eukaryota, Metazoa, Chordata, Cladistia, Polypteriformes, Polypteridae. The record is from RefSeq and is a predicted model, not a curated record.